Raphanus sativus (radish) is the source of this 2071-nucleotide messenger RNA. Its product is annotated as 1-aminocyclopropane-1-carboxylate synthase 2. Gene Ontology annotation, biological process: amino acid metabolic process; biosynthetic process. Gene Ontology annotation, molecular function: transaminase activity; pyridoxal phosphate binding. The transcript is spliced from 4 exons. The record is from RefSeq and is a predicted model, not a curated record. Bases 230 to 1729 code for a protein of 499 amino acids. Lineage: Eukaryota; Viridiplantae; Streptophyta; Magnoliopsida; Brassicales; Brassicaceae.
CGAUUGUUUCAUCAAAUCCGAACUCUUUUUCUUUGGAGGGGGGACCCCAUAUCAACUUUAUUUGGUCUCCUCGGGGUUUUCAUAUAACCUAGCUGGCUAGCUCCUAUAUAUAAAUCACAUACUCAUGCAUCAAUUAAUACAAACACCACAAAGUCUGUAAUAAGAUCAAUAUUAGUAACAGAAGAAGAAGAAAAACUGCAAGAAAGAAGUCACAAUUAAAAAAAAACAAAUGGGUUCUCUGAUGAAGGGUGGCGGUGUAAGCGGUGCGAUUUUGUCGCGAAUAGCGACUAACGACCAACACGGAGAAAACUCAGAGUAUUUUGAUGGAUGGAAAGCUUACGACAAAGAUCCUUUUCAUCUGUCUCGUAAUCCCCACGGGAUUAUCCAGAUGGGUCUUGCAGAGAAUCAGCUUUGUUUAGACUUGAUCAAAGAUUGGAUCAAAGAGAACCCAAAAGCUUCUGUUUGCACCCCUGAGGGUGUUCAUCAAUUUAGCGACAUCGCUAACUUCCAAGACUAUCAUGGCCUUAGAGAGUUCAGACAGGCAAUUGCACAUUUCAUGGGAAAAGCUAGAGGCGGAAGAGUAACGUUUGAUCCGGAGAGGAUAGUGAUGAGCGGCGGUGCUACCGGAGCCAAUGAAACAAUUAUGUUCUGCCUCGCCGAUCCCGGCGAUGUUUUUCUUGUUCCGUCUCCUUAUUAUGCCGCAUUUGAUAGAGACUUGAGGUGGCGUACAGGUGUCGAGAUAGUCCCGGUUCACUGUUCCAGCUCCAACAACUUCAAAUUAAACGUCGAGGCCGUGGAAUGGGCUUACAAAAAAGCUCUGGAGUCCAACAAAAAUGUCAAAGGCCUACUCUUCACCAACCCAUCAAAUCCACUCGGUACAAUCUUAGACAAGGACACACUUAUGAACAUAGUCCGAUUUGUCACAAGAAAGAACAUUCACCUAGUCGUUGACGAAAUCUACGCUGCCACCGUCUUCGCUGGAGAAAAUUUUGUGAGCGUCGCUGAGGUGGUCAAAGAUUUAGGUGACUCUGAAGUCAACGCUGACUUGAUUCACAUUGUUUAUAGUCUCUCCAAAGACAUGGGACUUCCCGGUUUUAGAGUUGGUAUAGUGUAUUCUUACAACGACUUGGUCGUGUCAUGCGCAAGAAAGAUGUCGAGUUUCGGACUGGUUUCGUCUCAGACACAGCUCAUGCUUGCUUCGAUGUUGUCAGAUGAUCAGUUCGUGGAUAAUUUCCUUAUGGAAAGUUCGAGAAGGCUAGGGAUAAGGCAUGAUGCUUUAACCUUAGGGCUCAAGAAAGCAGGUAUUACUUGUUUGAUAAGCACUGCAGGCUUAUUUGUGUGGAUGGAUCUGAGACAUCUACUAAGAAACCGUAACUCGUUUAAAUCUGAGAUCGAGCUUUGGCAUAUAAUCAUCAACAAAGUGAAGCUCAAUGUUUCACCAGGCUCUUCCUUCCAAUGCACGGAACCUGGGUGGUUUAGGGUUUGUUUUGCCAACAUGGACGAUGAUACUCUUCAUGUGGCGCUUCGACGGAUCCAAGAUUUCAUGUCUAAGAAUAGCAACAAGGUCGCUGAGAAAGCAUCGAAUAAUGAUCAGAUCAUUCAGAACAACAAUGCUAAAAAGCAGAAAUGGAAGCAGAGCAAUCUCCGCCUAAGUUUCCGACGACUUUACGAGGAUGGACUCUCCUCGCCCGGUAUAAUGUCACCACAUUCACCUCUUCUCCGAACAUGAAACAAUAAGGUUGGACGCUUGAGCAAUUGGAUGAACUAGUCACCUCAAGUGUUAAUUGAUCUUUAAUUAGUAAGUCGUUAAGCUUAUGUUUUUUUCUUAUUGUAAAAAUUUGAAUCAUUCAACUUCAACACUAGGGUUGAUUUUGACUACAAGCUUUUUUUCUGGGGUCAAAUGGUAACUUUUAAGAUUUGUGUGGUUAGUUUCUUUCUGUCUUUUUUUCUCACUCAGGAUUUGAUCCAUGGAUUAUCCUGGUGGUGCUGGUGUGUAGUAGUUGUCCUUUUGGAAGGUUUUCUUUAAUUGUUGUGUGUAAUAAAUGAAAUAUUAUACUUUCAUAAUCUAUAA